Messenger RNA from Marchantia polymorpha subsp. ruderalis, 6779 nucleotides. Lineage: Eukaryota; Viridiplantae; Streptophyta; Marchantiopsida; Marchantiales; Marchantiaceae. The record is from the annotation of a GenBank genome assembly.
CAAGCAAGGAGUCCGUAGAUUCGCUCACUGAUGUGAAAGCCAUAGUUCAGGUAUCCAUGUCCGUAUGAUGCGCUCGCUCCAGCCAGCAGCAGCAGCAGCUGCAGCUGCAGGACGGCAGUUCAUGACCUCCACCUCCUGCACAAGCGCAAGAGAAGGGAUGGGGCAGCAGCAGCAGCCGCAGCAGUGAGGCGAGCGAGCACUGUGCAGGUAUUCGGACUGUGGACGGUAAAGAGAGGCGGCCUGAAGUGAGGUGAAGUGGACUGGACUUGAGACGAGACGAGGAGAGACGAGAGCAGUGGCGUGGGGUUGUGGAGAGAGGCCGACUCAGGAUCCAGGGGAGGGGAAGAGAUCAGGUGACAGGCCCGGAGUGUGCGCAAGCGUGCAGAGCUCGCUCGCGAGAGACAGAAGUAGAUAAUCCAGGGCGAAAAAAUAGUGAGCUAAGAGAUAUAGAGAGAGAGGUAGACAGAGUAAAGUGUUGGGGAAGGGAAGGGAAGGGAAGGGGGAGGGGAAAAGUGAAGGGGAGAGGUAAAGAAAGAGGGAGAGGGAGAGGAGGAGGAGGUGGUGGUGGUCCCGAGAUAAGCAGCAGCUCGAGCGGGGACUCUUUUUCUUAUAGGCUUAGCGGGGAGUGGGCAGCAUAUCCUUCGCGGCUCGAAGCGAGAGCUUUGUGUGAGCACAGAGGACGGGCCUGGCCCCACAAGCUUUCAUCCGCCCCCACACCGUAGCGCGAGGAGAGGAAAGGGAAGAGCUGCGACGGGAAAAUGAAAAGAGAGGAGAGGAGGAAGGACGCCGGGAGAGAGCGACGAGCAGGGAGGGACAAAGCAGCUGAAGAAAGCAGGCCGAGAGCCGCAGAGAGAGGGAGAGAGGGAGAGAAGAGGAGCUGAGCUGAGCUGAGCCUCGUCGUCGUGAAUGCUGCUGUUGGGUUUCUCGCAGUUGCUAGUAGCUGCUGCUGCUGCUGAUGCACUGUUGGAGUAGUAGUGGCAACGCGAGGGGAGAGGGGAGAGGUCGUAUAACGCUCUGGAGGUGUUAAGACCCAUCUUAUUCGGAAACAGUAGCCCAGGCCGAGCGCAGAGCCGACAGCCUUGUCCCCCGUCUUGGCCCACGCUCUGUGCAUAGCUUCGCCUCAUCCUCUGGCAUUGUGCAUGCCACGUAUCGUGCGAGUCGGUUUUUGCGAGCGUGGUCUGAGGCGCCGGGGAGCUUGAUCCUCGAGCCAAAUGGUGGCGACUACGCCUCGCUCGCGCACCCGCAUCGUGCAUCGGACCGUGCACGCCCCCACCAUCUCGCAGGAUGUUCUAUAAUACUCGCCGCUUGAGAGCUCCGAGGACGGAGAGAUAACCGGCGCCAGAGUCGUCGAGCUGGUGCGAUGGUGCUGCUGCUGCUGCUGCUUGUGGAGGAGCUGCUGCGGCUGCGGCUGGUGAUGAUUUCGCUCGCGCCUGGCCCGGACACGACAUUCGCUGCUCGCAGGCCCGGCUGUGGAUUGUCGACUUCUGCGACUACAGGUCUCCCACUCUAGCACGGCUCAGCAGCCGCAGCGGUUCGCUCUCGAGCCAGAAUCAGGUGCCACAUCUCAUGGUCUUGCGGCGGGAGUGCAACAAGUGGUUCGAGCACGAAUAUGAGGCAAUGCGGAGGCGUGUUGUCGCAUCGUUUGAUGUGAGAUACCUCACAUUCUUGUAUCGUGGAAGCAUCUGUCGUGUUGAAAGCAUUCCCUCGACGGCUCCAUGAGAAAGUCAGGCUUCAUGAGUAGGAAGGCUCUGAGUGAGCCUACCUUCUCGCUAGACAGGAAUAGGGCCUUCUCAGGUAUUCUUAGACGCCCCGGGAACAUCCAUGACAUCGAUUGGAACAGCCUUCUGCUUGGGAAGAAGGUCCCCACUGACCAGGAGCUCGCCGAUGCCGGUCUGGAAGCCCCGAGAAAUAGCCUCGAGUCAUCGCCUGGCAAUCGGACUCCGAUAUUUAGCGGAGGCGUGGUGCACGAGGAAAUUCCGUACGGGUUCGAGAUUUCGAACAGGACGAACAUGUCGAGGCACAUCAUCAGCUCGGCCGAGCUCUCGGCCUCGUACCACCACAGCAGGUCGUCGGGCGAAUCGUCGAGCCGGCGCAAGAGCGGAGGCGAGGUGCUGCCCAUCAAGACGCUCAUCGCGCAGGACUCGAGCGAGGCCGAGUAUGAGCGCAAGCGCCGCUCGGCCCCCAGCGUCGUCGCUCGCCUCAUGGGCCUAGAGACUCUGCCGCAGGGCGACAAGGCCGCCAAGCCCUGCAGCGCCGCCAAGCCCCCCAAGCCCUCGAGGUCGCAGCAGAAGCGCUCAUCGUCGUCGACAACCUCGAGCCACCAUCACCAUCAACAUCAGCAGCAGCAGCAGCAGCAGCAGCAGUCGAGCAAAGGAGAGAGCAGCAGUGGCCGGGCCGAGAGCCCUCUGGAAGAUGUAGACACGAUUCGAGAUUUCCCGCUGCCGAGGAGCAGCCAGGCAAUUGAGCCGGAGAUCACGGAGGAGAAGGCGAAGUUCGACAAGCUGCCAUUCCGCUCGCACCCGCAGGAGAAGCAGCUGCAGGAGUUCAAGAAGGAGUUCAUGGCGAAGCUGGCGAACCAGCGGCACGAGGCGCCGCAGGCCGCCUUCGACCGCGAGCUCGAGGAGCGGCGCAGGCAGCUGCGCGAGAAGGUGUGCGAGGCCAAGAUCGCGCUGCUCUCGGGGGGCGACGAUUCGCGGCGCCUCUCGUCGGCGCAGGAGAAGCUGAUCGAGAGCAAGGAGUUCCAGGACGCCAUCGAGCUGCUGCAGAGCAACCGCGAGUUCUUCCUCAAGUUCUUCCAGGAGCCGAAUUCCGUCUUCAACAAGGACCCGCCCGAGCCCGAGUCCACCAGCAGCCGGCGCUCGUUCCACCUCGAGGACUACUCGCGCGACUCCCGACGAGCUCGCGAGUUCGACGAGUCCUCGCGCGAGGGAUCGCGCAAGUCCUUCCACUUCGGCGACCUCUCGCGCGAGUCCAGGAAGUCCUACCUGCUCGACGACCCGGCCAAGGACUCCACCAGCCGCAAGUCGUUCCAUCUCGACGAGCUCUCGCGCGAGUCGCGCAGAUUGCUGCUGCACGAGUCGCCCCGGCGCUCCUUCCACCUCGACGACCUCUCGCGCGACUCCAAGCGCUCGUCCUCCCACCACAACAACAACCACCAUCACCACCACCACAUUGAGGAUUUCGCCAAAGAGAUCCGCGCGCUCGAGGAUUACUCGGAUUCCCACACCGUCGGCAGCCAUCGCCACCACCAGCACCAGCAUCAGCAUCAGCAGCAGGGAAGCUCCGAGCACUCGAAGCGCAAGGAGUCGUCGAGGCACAAGCACUCGGCGCAAGCGUCCAAGCCCCAGGCGGAGGACGGGCUGCUGCACCACAAGUCGCGCCUCGACAUCGUCGACAAGGAGCCAUCGCUGUGGGCUGUCGUCCCCGACGAGGGCCGCAAUGUGUCCCCGAAUAACUACGAUUCGCGCAAGGGCUGCCAUUCCCCGAGCCGCAUCGUGGUGCUCAAGCCCGGCCCCGGCGACAUCACGCUGCUCAGUCCGGCCAUGGCGCCAGCGUGCUCCCCGCGAUCCUACCGAAUUGUGAGGGAUGGCCGAGGAGGCGUCUUCGAGGCCCGUGAGAUCGGUCGGGAUUCCAUGGACAGGGGCGCCAGGCAGCAGCAGCAGCAGCAGGCGGACUGGGACAUUCAUCGCGAGGAUUCGAGGUUCGCCAAAGAUCGAGCGCUGGAAGGGUACAGGGACCCUCGGGCCAUCGCCAAGGACAUCGUCCGCGAGGCGAAGACGAGCAUCACGAGGGAGAUCUCGCGGGACAGGGAAAUUGGACGCCGCGACCCGCCCCGAGUCGGCGACGUGAGCCUCGUGCGCAGCAGCAGAAGCUCGGGGAAGAGGAUUUCGUCGCCCAAGAGCGAAAUUCACGAUGCUGGUGCCUUCGAGGCCGUGGGCUCCUUCACUCUGGCCGCUCUGUCGCGCAGGCACGUGAAGGACGAGCACCGCAGCACUUCCCCCACAGUCCCGACCCCGAGCCCUCGGAUCCGAUCGCAGGAGACUGCCACCACCUCCACCAGCACGAGCUCCGGUGGUGCCAGCUCGCAGAAGGAAUGGAAGCGGCGCUCGUCGUCCUCGUCCUCCGACAAGCACGGCAGCGCCGCUGUCUACCAAGUCGAGCAGAUCGAAGAGCAGCUGCUGCAGCAGCAGCAGCAGAAGCAGCAGGGCAAGGGAGCUUCGCCUGCAGCGCGAAAUCCGUCCUCGCAGGUGGACAUCAAUCGAGCCAGCAUUUCUCGUCCAGCAGCAUUCCCUCCCAGCUCCAAAUCCCACCACCGAAGCCGUGGCGAUCCAUUCCUCGAGAGCCAGCUGCACCCGGACGAUUGGAAAGGCGUCGACGUGAACAUGUACAGCACUCUCCCGAGCAGCGAGAAGAUUUUGAAGGUGGAGAAGGUGGAAUCCUUCCACUCCGCCGUUUCUGCUCACGGGCUCGCAGACGAAGGGCGCGAUAGUAGCCCCCCCAGAACUCUGGCGCGAAACAGGUCCGUGCCCAACGCUGCCGUCGUCGGGUCCAAGGCUCGUGAGGUGGCCGUGAGACCCAGCGGCAGCGCCGUGAGCCGAGCCUUCGAGGUGGCGCCCGAGAGGGUGGAGAAUUCCGAUCAUUUCUAUCUGAAGGAGAAGAGGAACGAAGCCCGAGCGGCCUAUUUGCUGAGCAAGAAGAGACUCGGGGCUGAUUCCAGCAGCACUUCCGGACGAGCCCUCGAGGCUCCGUGGUCUCCCAUUCAGAGCUCCUCGGCCAACGAGGAGCGCACGGUCGUGCAGGAUGUGCACACGGUCAGUUGUAAGCAGAUCGAGCCCAUCGGGCCAGCGCUCGACCAAGAGCAGCAUCUGUCUCUCACGGCGAGAUCGAGCCUGGAAAAUGCCGUCGCUGUCGAGGACUUGCCACGGUCGGGGGUCAGAGAUUGCGAGCAGGAACUGCUGGCCGCGUUGGCUCAGCUCACACCCAAAGCCAAGGACAAUUCCGAGGCGGGUCAAUUCAGAAAGCCCACGGGCCACACUUUGCACGAUGUUCAGGUUGGCAAGCAAGGCUCCAAAAACUCCAAGAGCUGGAUGCUGGCCACCGACACACUGGAGAACGGGGAUGGCGAUGGAGCGUCCGAGACGAGUGUGGAGAAAUGCGGGCAGCCUAGCCCUGUUUCAGUGCUCGACUCUCCUUUCGAAGCAGAGAUUCCCAGUCCAGUGGAGUUCAAAGAGCUUACAUCGGACCUUCAUGAUUUGCGAUUGAGAUUGCGCCUGCUGAAGAUGGACGAAAGCGAGAGGUCAAGCGCUCUCCUGGAAAGCUUACAAGCGAAAGAGAAGCUGAUAUUCCAACUGAACCACAAGGGAGUGCGACACACCGAGAACUGCCUGGAGUCGACGGAGGGCACCAGCACCAGCAGCGCUGCUGUUGGCAGAGAUGUCAAAUCACCUCUGGCCAUCAAGUCACUUGCGCUCCAGUACCGACUGGAGAGCGUCAGCGUCGAUGGAUUGCCGUGUCCGGAUGGUAGAAGAGCCGACCUGCUCUAUGUAAGAAACUUACUGGUAGCGUCAGGGUUCACGGAAAGCAGCACCAUGAUUAUUGCUAGAUGGAAUUCGCCUCUGUACCCUUUGGAUCCAUGUCUUUACGAUAGACUGGAGGAGUACUACAACGACGUGAGUCAUGUGGAGAAGGAGAGCAGCAAGAUCAAAGCGCGAGGAGCAGCAGCAUCAGCCCCCACCGAGAACAUGGACUCGACGAACAGGAAGCUCCUAUUCGACGUGGUGAACGAGGUGAUCCACAAACUGCUCGGCCCUCGGCUGAGCUACCGGCCGUGGGUCCAGCCGUCGACUCCUCUGCUACGCCCCAUACCCACGAGCCGGCAACUGCUGAGCGACAUCUGGACGGAGAUCUGCGCGUGUUUCUCUCCCGACGGCCUGGAGGAAUUCGAAGCUUUGGACGCCCUCAUGGCCCGGGACGUUUCUCGGGGAGGCUCGUGGAUCAACUCCCGAGAAGUGGCGGAGCAAAUCGGUCUGGAGCUCGAGAGGAGCAUUUUCGACAGCUUGGUCGAGGAAGCCGUGCUCUGCCUGGCCUCCCUGAACCAUCGGCCUUCUAGCGCCCCUCCUGUCAAAGCUCCCAGCAGCACCAUGUACGGCCCUCAAUCGUGGCGACUUCAUUAGAGUAGUAGAUACUUUAGAUUCUCUGCUGGAGACAAAUAUGUCUUAGUAGCCAGCCAACCCAGCCCAGCCCGCCGAAUUAGAGUUACUGAACGGAGGCACGUAGUUUCCUCGUGAAUUGUGGGGCUUUCGACGGGACAGAUUCUUCUCCUGAUAAUCCACUUGUAGUUUGUUUAAUUGUACAUCAAUUUUCCUAGGUCUGUACCAAAGAACAUCACCUUCGAUGAUGAAGAGAGAGAAAGAGAGCGAGAGAGAGAGAGAGUGAGAGCGAUAGAGAGCGAGAGCGAGAGAGGGAGAGAAAAAGAGAUUGUAUUCAUAUAGCAGAGCCUGCCAUAGACUUUCGACAAGAGAGAGAUUGUACCCAUAAAGGCAGGGGCCUGCCAUAGCCUUUCGACCAUAGACCCCGCGCCCUGGAUUGACUGCGCAAGUGCCAGGGAUGGGUCUAGAAAAGAAAGAAUGUGUAGAGUUUAGGUUGAGAAGAAGCAGCAGCAGCAGCAGAUGAAGAAGCCGAAUGACAAGAGCGAACCUCGUCAUGUAUUGUGUAUGCCUCUACCGUACAUGUCAGCCGUGCGGACCUUCCAUGAUUCAAAACUAUUGUACUUACCCAUU